AUGGCGUCAAACCAGAACAAAGGUCCGGUUGAUACAGAACAAAAUAACACACAACAGACCGGCUCUUCAGCCGAGGUUGACAAAAAAGUGAAAAAACCAUACGAGGAAAGUUAUUUACGAGUAAGUAAAAAUACACUUUACAUGAUAAUCGCUCUGUGGAUGGAAGAUUUUGUAGAAGAAGCCCCAGAGCAACACAGGAGAGUCGGAGCGGUGCUUGUGUUACCAAACGAUGUGGCUUUGGCCGCUGAUUGUUCACGAGAUGAGGUCCAUGCCGCCGCUAGACUGUUGAUCAAACACAGCGGAAAAACCCAUGGUUGUAAGAUGUUCAUGUCUCGAAAGCCAUGCCCGUUCUGCGCCAAGCUUUUGGUUCAAUCCAAAGUGAAACGAGUUUUCUUCCUGCCGACCCGAGAACCAGAAUAUUAUCGACCGCCAGAAGAUAUCGAAGCUGACCAAAGCUUAGAUGUAACAGGUGCUAAGUCCCUUGAAGAGUACAACGAUGAGAAAAUGAAAGAAGUCGAAAUCAUGUUCACCGCAAGUGCCAUUGCCCAGACAAAGUUCGUCUUGCGAGUCGAAGAGCCCGUCGGAAAUCUUGCGAAGAAAUUGACACCAAAUGAGAUAGAAAAAGAUGUACAGGAGCGUACACGUUCAUUCAGCAAGAAGUACAGUCCUGACGAAAGCUCUAAAUGGGAUAUAGACGCUAUUAAGACAAACCUGCCUUGGCCAUCUUACGAUAAAAAGAUGCAUAAAAAAGUUCACAGCGACUUUGCAGAAGUUAUGGAAUGGAUAGCAAGAGUUUUGGUGACAAACGACAGAGGAUUGAAUUACAAGUUUAUAUCUUGCAAUGAAAAGUCAGAAAAUUCGACAGGCUUUAAUCCAUUGCCAUUGAGUAAUUCUGACGACGAGAAGAAAGCCCUACGCUUCAUAGAAAUAGCAAGACUCCUCGCUCAACGCACAGAUGACCCGACUACUGGUGUUGGUGCGGUGAUUGUCAGUCAAGAAAUGGAAGUUCUCGCCUUCGGUUGGAAUGGCUACCCUUUCGGUGCACAAUAUGGCGAGUUUGCUAGAGCUUCUGAUAAAGAUAACAAAAACGCCGAAGACGACGAAGAUAAUACAAAUCCGCACGAAAAGAUUGAUGAGAAAUAUCCUUAUAGCAUUCACGCCGAACAGAACGCUCUUCUGAUGCGGAAUUCGAAGAAUCUGAAAGAUGCAAUUCUGUUUGUUACAAAAUGUCCGUGCGAUGAAUGCACCCCCCUGCUUGCCAUGGAAGGAAUCAAAACUGUGGUCGUUGAUGACGAUAUCUUGUCUCGUAUGGGAGUUGACUCGGAAAAGAAAUUAGGUUAUAAAAGGUUCCCCAAAAUGGUAGAAGAAGGAAAGUUCGUUUGUUUUGAAACACAAAAAAAGCAAGCUGCUGAAACAGGUAUCGCGCCAGGUAAAGCAAAACAAAAAGUGGAUUUGUAAACGGAGCAUAAUCACUUGGAGCAAAACACUUUAGCGUCUUAAGAUAUCCUAGCUAGCUGUUGCAUGUUAUUGAAUUAUUAGAAUAUUAAUUUAUUCGAUUAAACUUACCAAACGAUUAAAAAGAACGGGGGAAAUUUAGGAAGAAGUUGCAUGUCAUAAUACAAAAAUAUGAAUUGUAAACAUUCUCCAAAUAAUUCAGUUUAUUUAUAUUGCUAUUUCAAUACGUAAAAAUUGCUCCAUAGCUAAAUAACUUUAAAUUCAUAUUUGUAUACCUAUAUAAUCUUAAUUCAUAUAUCUGAACGUUUAAUAUGUAGUGAGUGAGAAAGCCUGUCAAUAGUACUAUU
Molecule: messenger RNA, 1802 nt
Organism: Dendronephthya gigantea
Lineage: Eukaryota; Metazoa; Cnidaria; Anthozoa; Malacalcyonacea; Nephtheidae
Product: cytidine and dCMP deaminase domain-containing protein 1-like
Exons: 1
Coding region: 1-1458 (485 amino acids)
Molecular function (GO): zinc ion binding; hydrolase activity
Source: RefSeq, a predicted model, not a curated record